Molecule: messenger RNA, 2702 nt
Organism: Toxoplasma gondii ME49
Lineage: Eukaryota; Apicomplexa; Conoidasida; Eucoccidiorida; Sarcocystidae
Product: PP2C, putative
Exons: 8
Coding region: 285-2501 (738 amino acids)
Biological process (GO): protein dephosphorylation
Molecular function (GO): cation binding; protein serine/threonine phosphatase activity
Source: RefSeq, a predicted model, not a curated record
AUACGCAAGCCAGUAAUCAGUCGCACAGCAAGAGUCGUCACUCAAAGAACUCUGACUUUUCCUUUUCUUCAGCUAACCGUGCGGUUUUGGGGAAGUUUCUUGCUACGCCAGGUUGCCAGUCCGGCUCGGAAGGUGUGCCAUCACAUCAGCAGUACCCCCAUCACUACGAUACUUCACCCUUGUCGUCCACAAAUCGCCACGACGCAGAAGAUCUCCGAGGAAGUGUAGAUACCAUAGAGGGAGAGUCGCGUUCCCUGUUUGCAAAACGGAUCUCUUCGGAACCCAUGAAUGGAUCACAAUCACAAAUUACACAGUCACAGAGCACUACAGCACCCGCAGGUUCGAGCGGCGGAAGCGUCCGGACAGACGCUAAGGUAGUUGCAUCUCAUGAAUGCACAGAGUCCUGCAGCAGAGGAAGCAAGAUGGAUGAGCGAAAAAACGGGAACGCAAGAGCGGAGCGAGUCGCCGGGAGCAUGGGAAAUCCAGAUGAAGGGAAGCGCUGCGAUUCUCCUUUGGAGGGUCGCGUGUCCUCUUCUACAGAAGGAAGCGGCAAAGGGGUAACCAGUGAAGAACUCGUUGAGGAAAACAUGCUCAAGGAUUCUCAGGAAUCCGAAGAGGAGGUCAAAUUGGCCGACAAGAGCGAAGAGCGGCCCAACGUAUUGGAGACAUGGCCUGGGUCUCCUCAGAGGAGGCGUCGCCUGUCACUCUCUCGUUCUGCAGAGGCUAGGGAAGACAAACUCGAGAAGGCGAGGGGCCAAGCCAUCAUUGCAGUUGGAAGCGAGGUGCCUGAGGACUUGCUGCUUGCACAGCGCCUCACAAGCACGAGACCACCAAGCGAAAAAACAGAGACAAAUGCCGAGAGCGAGAGAGAGCGGCCUUCGUCACUUACACUACAGCCGGAGAGGGAAUGCGAAGAGACGACGAAAGCGUCAGAGCGACGCGAAACGGAAACGGAUGUGGAAGAAGAGAGCGAAUCCCCUGCCCAAGAAACAAAGUCAGACACAGCGGAUGGGGUUCGAGGCAAAGCCGGCGAAGACACAGUCCCAGCGAAGAAAACAGAAUCCGCACAGGAGGUUCCAUCAUCAGAAGGAGACAGUAGAGAGCGGCUGCAGUCGUCUGCUUCGUUGCAAGAUCCGCAGAGGCGCCGGCUUUCCGUCUCUCGGUCUCCGACGGUGUCGUCGCCCGAGAGAGCUGGAACGGAAGAGACCGAGCGAGGGCACACGGCCUUGACUGUCGAAGGAAUAGGAAGGAGGAGGGGAAGCGAAGAACGAGAGACGCCGGAAAGAGGAGACAAGGAAGAAGGAAAGGAACAAGUAAAGAGAGAAACAGCAGGAGGAACUCGGUCUUCGUCACCACAGAAACAACGUGGGAAAUCGACCACACGGAGACUUAGCGUCGCCGGACUUUCCAGCGAACGGACCCAAAGUAACUUCGAGGACAAAAAAGUUGAGAAGCAUGGACAGGCAGCCCAACAAGAUUCACUAAACCAGUUUGGUAUUGGCAUGUGCUGUAAAAAGGGCUUCAAACCGGAGUCUCCGAAUCAAGAUGACUUCUUCAUAAUCAGAGUGGACAAGUGGUCGCUGUACGGUGUCUUUGAUGGUCAUGGGCCCUUUGGUCACGAUGUGAGCAACUACGUGCAAAAGGAAUUACCGGCGAGGCUGCUCUACGGCGAGCCACGUUUUCUAACGUUUCCCCUUCGCGCGCUGCAGACGUCGUUCACAACGAUACACCGCGAGCUGGAGGAUCAAACUGACGAUGCUAUGAGCGGUGCAGGCGGGAUUGAUUGCAGCAUGAGCGGGACGACAGCCACGGUUGUUCUCCACAUUCACGCGCUGAAGAAAUUGUUUGUUGCUCACGUCGGGGACAGUCGCGCCGUGAUUGCGCGAAGAGAACAUGCGAGCUCCAGAGCAGUUGCCGGCGGAUCCGAUGGUUUUCGACAGGAAACACGCAAUGACAGCCGGAUGCUGCAGCAACAAACCAGUUCCGAACCUCGGGAAACAGCAGAGGAUCGAGGCUGCCGAAGUGCGGGAACAGGCACCGACUGCCGCCCUCUAUCGCGACUCAUGGCAUUUGACCUAACAAACGACCACAAACCCACCAACGAAAUCGAGAAACAACGCAUUAUGAAAGCAGGCGGUCAAGUUCGUCGGCUAGAGGGUGACGUUCCUCACCGCGUGUUUUUGAAGAAUCGCCUUUUUCCGGGUCUUGCCAUGAGUCGCGCUAUUGGAGACACAAUUGCCACGCAAGCAGGAGUUAUUCCAGACCCUGAAGUCCGAGAGUACGAAAUCCUUGAAGGCCGCGACGAAUUUCUUCUGAUUUGUUCCGAUGGUGUCUGGGAGUUUAUUUCCUCACAAGAGGCUGUCGACAUGGUUUCCACUUUCGGACGCGAUAACGUUCAGAAGGCAUGCGAUGCGAUCGCCAGAGAAGCAUGGAAGCGUUGGAUUGAUGAGGAGCACAACGUCGUCGACGAUAUUACUGUCCUCGUUAUCUACUUCCCUUGAAUGCAUACGCAAAAACUCCUGUUUUCUUCGGAAUACCAGACAUUCCGAAACGUUGUACGCCGGCUACGCGGACACAGACACUCCUAGAAUCUACGGAUCUGGAGAGUGCCACAUAUGAGUGUGCAUUACAAGGGAAUUAGCAAGAGAAAUGUGGUAAACUAACGGAAAGAGGCGCAGCUGUAUAUAUAUAUAUAUAUAUAU